CAUCCAACCCUGAUCUGCUCUCCUGAGUUGAUUAGAUGUUAAUGCUAACUCUUCCCCAGUUUGUGUCUUGGCUUCCUCAGACGGGAAAUACAACUGUCAUUAAAAUGCGUCUUCAGGGCUGUAAACCGACAUUGCGAAGCCUGCCGUGUGACGUGACCUCAGCUGAAAGUUCUGAGUGGUUUGAGGGGAUGAAAAUGUUUGCUUUGCUUAUCUCACUUCCAGAUCACUAGAAGGGCCCUGCCCCUCUCGUCUGGCUUGGGACGUCUGCUUUCUCCACGUGCUUCAGAGAGGAAGGGUGUCCUUUUGCUGCAGAUAUGAAAACCUGUACAAGUUAAUCUUUUCCUGAAUAAAAGGUGUAGACUUUCCACCUUUUUUCCUAAGAGUCAGUUUUUUUAAAGUCAGUUUUCUAGCAGAGAGAAGUCUCAGCGCCUGUUCUGCAGUCCUGGCCCUAGAACAAGGUACGUGGUGGACGGUGUGAUUUUAAAAUGUAAUGAGGUCUUUUCUCAAUGGCUCUUCUAGCACAUACUAUGAGGUGAGCACUUUAGUUUCUUCCCAAACUCCCGUUGAAGAGUACCUGUCUACACCCACAGUAAAUGACAGCAGUGAGGAAGUCACAUCUGCAAACAAGGACAGGUCACAGCUUGGAAGCAGCGCUGCUCACUAAAGAAUGCAUCCUGUGAGACGCUGCUCGCCUGCCACACCGCCACGAACUGACUGGUUAUCGAUCACCUGGACUACGGGGAGACAGUGGCGAGAGCAGUAACCUGCAGGCCCUGUGGGCAGAGGCCACGUGUUGUGUUUUGCUUGUAUCCUGCGGUUCCCAGUAAACAGAGGAAAUGAAUGGAUGUGGACGAGGACUGGGUGGGUGCAGUGUGCUGAACGUAAUUCCCAAGAGUCUCGUGCUCAUCCCUAGCUGUUCGUGCGCACAUGCCUGAUGUUUCUGUCCAGCUUUGGGGAUGUUCUGCUUGGGGUGACUGGGAGAGAGCCACCGAGCUGCCCGGCUUCCAGAAUUCCUCCCUCUUCCCGACACCGUGACGCAGAUGGAGCCCGUGCCCGCAGGAGCCGAGGCGGAGCUGCGUGGCCGAGGGCGCUCGGGUCCGCCUGUGCUGGGGGGCCCCUCCCGGAACCCUGCACCGGGAGCGGCCAGAGGCCCGCCAGCCCAGCAGAGUCCAGGACCUUGCAAGUUUAUCAUCUGUUUCCUUAACCUUGGAGUCAGUUCAGGCAGUUACUACAAAAGCAAUUUGAAAGGUUAAAAGUGAACCCUGUGUAAAUUUAUUACUAAGAAAAUGAAAGGUGCGUUAUCUGCCCACAGAUAAUUGAGUGUUUUUCCAGUUUGAGACAUUUACUGGUAUGCUGAUAGCCUCAAAUAGCCGCUCUUAACCUUCAGGGUCACAACCCCCUUUGAGCAUCUGAUGGAUGACAUCUUGCCUGCGCGUGCACCCCCUCCCCCUCCCCGACGGUCUCUGUGCCCGGCCGUGUGCCCGGCCUUGUCCUGGGGGCCUGUGCUCCCCGCCUCCAGAACCGCCUGCAUCUGUACACUGCGUUCGCAUUCAGUCUCAGGGAUGGUGUGUCCAACUCCUGGAGCCCCCUAGAGUCAAAACCCCCUGCUCAGCACGGCUGCUGGGCCCCUGCGACUGCGGGUGUGGCGUGGAGGCCACUGUGUGGCACCUUUUGUUUUGGGAGCCCAGACUGACACGGGAGAAGUCUACAUCUGGCAGAGGAGCACUGGAUUCCAGAACAUUGUCUGAGGCGAGCGGAGAGCAGAGCGCCUUCCAGCUUUCUCUAGGGCUGUGUGCGUGGAAGCUUCAGUGGGUCUGCAUAGGGUUCGUGUCUGUUCUCUUACAGUCUGCUUUUAUAUCACUCGAUUUCAUCCCCAAAUCACUCAGAAAGUAGUUUCAUUUGGGACUAUUGGGUUAUUACUUAGCACACAGAAGGAAAAGUUACCAUGUUGUCAUGUUCUCGUGGAUUUGGGGGAAAGAAAACAGGCUUGAGCAAGAACUGGUGUUAGCGUUUUCCUACAGACACCCCUGGGGCUCUUAUUUAAUCACAGGACCGAACCAUGAGUCGACCACUUACAGCAGAAGGGGUUUGGGGAGAGUGGUGUCUGCUGUACGCACCACUGCGGAUGCAGGCGGAGACGGAGAAAGUGCAGAAACUGCGACUCGCUUUCCUUCGGUCAGGAAGUAGCGCUGGGCUCUGCUUGUGAGGCUUUUUUCAGUGAUCGUGUGUUUUUGUAGUUGGGGCGUUUCAACGAAGCUCUUUCUAUAGUUAGUAAACACUUGAUUAAGUGAUCUGAUUAAAAUAUGAGAAGGUCUGUUUUUCAAUGGAACAAGUUUUUGACCUGUAGAAAUAUUGUUUUAAACAUAUAUUUCUCACAAAACUGCAAUUACGUGAGACAAGACAUACUUUGCUACGUUGAGAUUCACUUCAUAUGACACAUUUUCAACGUGUUGCUGGAAAAAUUGACAUUGCGUCUAAAUCUUCUGUUUUAAGAUAGUUGAGGGGCUUGUGAGUGUGACCCUCAGAGUGCUGUCAGCAGGCGUGAUGGAAUACGAGUUCUGGAUCAAAGUACUGUUAGUUACACUCUGAAGAGAUGUGUGUGGUUUUGCAGAUUGAUUGCAUUCUCUGAGCUCUGAGUUGCCGGUGCCUGACAGGUCGUCUGUGAGGCUGGCCUUUGGUAGAACUGUUGUCAAAGUAAAUACACACGAAAUGAGCAUGUCUACACCCGUGUGGUGCUGGACCAGUGGGACACCCGGUCUCGGGGAGCUGGUGACAGGGUCCCAUCAACAGAGCGUGUGCCCAAGACCCCCAGACGUCUGAAGCAGAGUAACUGUGAGUGAGGCCAGGAGGGUGAGGGAGGACGCGGGGAGAGCCCGGGCCGUGAGCCCCGGGGAGGGCGGGCGCAGGCGGUGGGCAGGACGGCGUGCCUGCGGACUGCGCUGUUUCAUCAGGUCAGAGCAGCGGUGACGCUGCUGGAAGGUGGGACAGACCCCGAUGCCUUAGAUUUAGUUCAGCGCAGCGAGGGUCUGUCAGCUGUGCCGUGCUGGGCCUUGUGCUCUCAGGUCGCCUCCAGGGCUUAGGGCCCUUGUGGGAGCGGUCGUGUGAACUUAAUCACGGCACAUGCUGUGUUUUCCAGUCCAGGGAUGUACAGAAACUGUGGCAGCAGAGGAACAGGUGAGACUGCUUCACCUGGAGGACGUGGAGAGGGAAGACACCUCAGGAGUCCACGCUUGUUAUUUGUGGCCAGGGAGAUUUGGGGAUUAACCCACAAGGUUAUGGACCAAAUGAAAAUACGAAGUGGCCAACAAAACAGAGCACGUUUUUCCUAUUUAGAUGUAUUAUUACUACCUAUAACUUUUUCUUCUUCCUAAUUUUUUUAAUGUUUAUUUACUCUGUUAAAUCUCCUAGAGAACAUCCCCCUAAAAUGAGUAAGACGAGGAAGUUAGUAAAUAAUGGAGAAGAUGCCACAUGACCUUCUGUGAACCCGGGGGCAGUGCCAGACCUCGGGACCCCACUUCGGGGGCUGAAGACUCUGAAGACUUGGAAGCUCUGAUGACAACUUGCAUUUGUUACAAAUGGAAACUUUGUAAAAGAGAAAUCCAUCUUUUUCUUUGAAGAUCAUGAAUUCUCACUUAUAGUUGGACACACGUAUUAAUUAAAUCCAAGUUAGUGUGAUGCUUCCGCCGAGAGGCUGUUGUUUGUGGCAUCACCUUUGGAAUGAAGUUAAUUUAUUUAGAACAAGGGAGGUUGUUUUUACUUCCUAGUAUUUGUUUUUCUACUGUUUCCCCCAAAAUGUGCGAGGAUUAGUCACCCAUAGAAGAGAAACGGCCUGUCACCUACUGUGAACCUUGCAGUGUUUGGAGACCACAGGACCCCUGAUUGGUGAGGUGCCGCCAAGCUGUCAUGUGAGGAGAGCCAGGCCAGGGCCAGAGAUAACAGUGCUCUGUGGACUGUCAGGGCCAGUGAGGGUUUUGUUUUACAAGAUUGCGUCCGUAUCUGGCCAGCAAAGCGAAGGCAGAAGGUGCAUGAGGGAACGUUACUUUGAAGACAUUACAGAACACACGGAGGGAACGCGUUUCUAGUGCAAAGCUUUCCAAAUGGGGUGGAAGUACCGACUCGGCCUAGAGCGGCCAAGCACAGCCUGCUUCCCUUUGGCUGUGGGGCCAGAGCCUGCCUUCGCCCUGCCCUUGCCCUGCCCUCGCCCUGCCAGGCCAGGCCAGGCCAGGCCGGAACCUGCUUCCACACUCUCCUCCUCGCUUCCUCCUUCCCUACCCCCACCUCCAUCCAUCCUUCCUUGUGUCCUCCUGAGAGUUCCCGUGAACCUUAGUUUAGACAACACAGAUUCCCGUCUCUUACAACCAAGCCUGCAAAUCAGUCAAACAGGAAAACUGUUCUGGCACUCGACGUGUUUCACGUGUGUGGCGGGGAGGGGUUGAACCGGGUGAGGCACCUUCACGGGCGGACGAGGCCGUUGACCUGCGUGGCUGGGCCGACCUCCAGCUCCACCAUGUCAUGGCUCUCGCCUUCCGGUUUUUUCACUCUCGUGAUCUUUCGGAAGGGUAGUAGCCGAGUGCGGGCUCCCUACCAGAUGCCGGCCGCUGGGAACCGCCAGUGAGCGAAGCCAUGAAGGCCUGUACUGGGUGAGGGGUACAGUCAGCCAAGGAAUUCUGUGUUCGAGCACAGCCUCAAAAAACGAGUGUUUACACCAAAUACACGAUUCGACGUUCUUGGUCCUUCCACUGGGAUUAUUAUUGCACUCAUCUGAGAAAGACUCAUGAAGGAAAUGGGGUUUGAGGGGUUUUAAAAUUUGCGGCUUAUCCCUAAGUGCCCAGAAGAGGUUUGUGUAGUUCCCUCUGCCGGGUUUCCACGGCUUUCCUCGCGCACAGAGAGAACUUAAAUGCCUUCUUUGCUGCAUACUGACUGAAAAAUAUGUAUUUCCAAUUCCUUCAGGAGAAAUGGGCGAGAUUAUUUUUAAAGAGAGUGAGAGAGCAAGUAGGGCAGGGGAGGGGCGUUACCAAGUCAGACACCUGACCCCCCCCCCCCUUCAGCCUCACCGGUGCAGUCGAGUGUCACCACUGACCACCCGUGUGCACAUACGCCUUGUGCUCUGACGCUGCUCGGGUGUUAGCGCGAACCCUUGUUAAGACAUCACAAGCCACCUUCAUGAUUUGGAGUUGAAAGGUAUCUGGGGUCAAAUGUGGAACAAAUGAUAAAUGUCAUAAAACAACAGAUUUAUAGAAACAUUCGGUCGGGACGUAAACUGGACGAGGUAGAUCCCGAGGAACUUCCAGAAUGGACUCAAGCACCGUGCCUGUAAGGAUCAAGGGCUUUCCAUGUAUGUGUGUUUAAGGACAUUUGAUAGUCCCUCUGUGGCCUCUCAACUGGCCUCUUAAACUUUGAUCAGCUUUAGAGUUUUCAGCUGGAGAGGUUUACAAAGAAGAAAAUGCAUUAUGCGGCUCCCUCAGCUUGCGUGUCUGUUCGACCGACAGUAUUCAGACACGAAAUCUAACAUGGCGAUGCCGCUGCCUUGGUCGCCCCUGCCCUAGUCGCCCCGCAGGAUCAACAGCAGAGCGGCAGGCGUGCAGCAGACGGCGUGACCUCGCCUGCGGCCUCAGAGGCUGCUUUUUCGAUCGAGAAUUUCCAAAGCGUGGCAUGACCAGGGAAGUGCAAUUUCAGGACAUGGAGAAGACGGCCAAGAAGCUGUGUUCUUAGCGUGGGGAGCCACGUUCUAGCGUCACUAGACUGCUCUAGCGUAAAUCUCAACCUGCUCUCCCUGUUCGCCACUCCGCGUUCAGGUUUCUUACCUCCAGGAUGGAUGUAGGAGCAGCUGAGCUGAGCCUCGUGCACCAGGGUCCCCGGGGAGGCCGCCUCGGGGGCAGCCGGGCGGCUGGGCAGCGGCCGGUACGCGGGCAUGGCAGGCGGGAUGAAGGCUCGCAGCAUGGCUGGGCCCUGGGCUCCCGGCUGCUAUCCCGGGAGCCUUUUCAGACCCCGACACCGUCCCCGCGGUGAUGUCGAGCUCCCCACGAGUCUGCACCCCGGAUCCCAGGCGCAAGUGUUGGUUACAGUGAUGGCUUCAAGCUUCAGAAGCCCAGAGCCAAACUUCUCCUUCGGCUCUUUUCAACCUGGUCUUCUCCCUUCCUCCUGCGGCUCCUGCUGCCGGCACAGGCUGGCCUCACCCUGCGGCUUCCCAGGGCACUGGGAGUGAGAUGUGAUGCUUUCUGUCAGCCCGUCAGCUCAUCACCUCCCAGACGGGCUCUGGUCUUCGUAGGUCACCACCCGCUGCUUGUGCACAAGUGAUGGGUCUGUCAGGGCUGGAAACGGGGCCCAAGAGCAGGACCUGCCAUCGGAACGCACAGCUCUCUGCCCCUUCCCUGUGGAAUGUGGCUCACGUUGUAAAACUAUUUUAAGGAGGAAAAAGUUAGGCCAGUUCUGUGGUUUAUCUUGGUGCUGCCUUUCAGUAGCCGGGACUGUUGGUAAAUGUGUUUCACCCCCCUGGCUAUUUAAAUUUGACAAACUGCACUAACUGGGGUGAAUAGAGCUGCUUCAAAAUAAGCCAUUUUAGUCUGGGGGUUAUGCUGCUCUAGAGGUCAGUGGGCAGGCCCUGAGGAACUCCCUCAGUGCCUCGGACGCCCACCCCACACCCAGCCUUCCCUCCACCCGCGCCGGCGUCCGAGGGGUCUGUGCCGCGGGCUUCCUCCUCGUGUCCGCGGUGACCCUGGCACCCUGUCCUUGCAAGAACCUAGCUCCUUGUGUCAAAUGCCACAAAUGCACCAGGUGCCCCAGAACAGCACCCAAAGUACUUCUCCUUCCGUGUUGCGCUGACGAGGCUCAGGCAGCUGCUUUCCCUGCUGCUGGGCUGUGAGUUUCUUCAUUACGUGGUUUCUUCCCGGCUGCCACUUUUCUCCUGGGAUAGUUUUGGAAAAUUCAGUCUCCAAGGAAAGGAAGUUUUCGGUGUAGCCAGAUUUUGGUUUUGUAACGAGGAUUAAAGCCUCCAAAACACACAAUAUAUUCAGGUCUCUUAGUGGCUCAGUGUCAGCCAUGGGUCCACUCUCACUCGGGAGGACGCAGGGCGGGCGCCUGGGGGGCAGCCAGCGUGGGAACCAGCAAGAGGGACCUGGGACAGCCCUGACCCAGUUCUGAGAUGCUUGCUUAGCGAUCUUGGAAAGAAGGAAUUUCUUUUUGACAGUGAGGCUCUCAGCACACAGGCUUCAGAGCUCAGACACUGUUUUCUCAUGAGUGUCAGUGACUCAAAGAGGAGGCUGUGGGUGAACUUCCAAGAGGACGCAGUAGUGCCCCCGGGAGAAAGCUGGGCUUUUGUCCCACUGGCCCCCGCAAGUAGGUAAGAUAAAGAUUCUUGGUGCACUGAUCACACAGAGUGACACCCGUGGCCACCUUUUGGCAGUUGGUGAUUCAGACGUAUAGGCCCCUUCCAAAGACGCCUGCUUGAAACAGCACUGAAACGACAUCUCCUGUUCCUUUUGCUCUCUGAGUCUUCACUGACAAGAAGCAGAAACGCCAUGCGGAGCCACUGGUCCGCGUCCAUCUGCGGGAUUUGGUUCUAUGACACGGAGGAGUGCCAAAGGAUCGCAGAACUAAUGAAAAACCUGACUCAGUACGAACAGUUGAAAGCCCACCACGGAGCUGGAGCAGGAACCCCACCAAUGACCCUCAGUUCCAGAGAGGAAAAGGAAGUGGACAUCGUACGGAUGCUGGCCAGAGCCAAAGACGAGUACACGAAGUGUAAGACGUGCUCCGAGCCCAAGCCGAUCACCAGCUCACCUGCCGUCUGCCACAGCCCCAGCCUCAUCAAGCCCGUCCCGCUGAAGCCCGGCGGCCGGCCGCAGCGCCUCCCUCGGCCCAGCCAGACCUCAGACCUUGAGCCCCAGCACCUGUCUCUGUCGGCUCUCUUUGGGAAGCAGGACAGAACUCCAUGUCACGAGCCUGCGGGGCCUCCACGGCACCCCCCGCCGCCGCCGGAGAAGAUCCCGGUGAGGCCGGGGGCCGUCCGCUCCCUGUCCCACGAGGAGGCCAGGAGACCCUCACCCUCGCUGGAGGAGCAGCUCUGCCCGGCCAUCCAGAAGCUCCUGGUCCGGGGCACCGACCUCCACCUGCUGUCGGAGCUGCCAGAGCGCCGGCCCUGUGACCACAGGGGGGCCGUUGGGGUGCCCGCCCGGCCCGGCUCUCCCCGCAGCCCUGGGCCCUCCUCCGGUGUGCACAGCGCUCCCAGGACACAGAACCUGCUGGAGAAGCUGCGAGGCAGCUCCCGCAUCCCUGCACCUGCAGUCCCGCCGCCGCUGGCACAUCCCCUCCCGCUGCAGAUGCCAGGGCCCCGGGCGCCCGGGAGGGAGCAGCCUGGCGGUCCGUCUGCAGGCCCCGGCCAGGCCACCCCGCAGGAGCUGCUGCGGAGGCUUCAGACGGUGCCACAGGAGCCUCCGCUCACGCCCAGCCGCCCUGCCUUAGCCGCCAAGUUCCCUGUGGCCUCCCCCAGCGCCAGCGCGCCCACCCCACUGGAGCCCUGGAGGGACCGGCCCCCCGGCACGCAGACGCAGGCUCCUCUGCUUCAGGUCCUCUCGCCCCAGCGCGUCCCAGCCGCAGCGGCCCCUUCUCUGCUCAUGUCCCCCAUGGUGUUCACCCAGCACGCCUGGGCCCCGCCGCAGGACAGGGCCAGCGGGCUCUUGCCCCUGAGAAGCCAAGACCCAGCUGCCACCCCCACCGGCCUCCUCCUGCCCCUGCAGCCCUUGGAGCCGCCCGGGGUCACCGGCAGCCCCCUGACCAAGCUGCAGCUUCAGGAAGCCCUGCUGCACCUCGUCCAGAAUGAUGACAGCUUCUUAAAUAUCAUCUACGAAGCUUAUCUCUUCAGCACGACGCAGAUGGCCUUGAAGAAGACGCUGUGACAGCGGGGCGGUUUUAAACUCGUCCUCAAGGUCCACCAGUUCAAGGUUCUUUCACAUCAAGUGCUGUUCCCCAAAAUGUUUCUGCCUUUUUUUUGAAGUAUAUGCUACAUGAAGUAAAACAUUUCGGAUUUUUCUCAUCAA
This is a messenger RNA of Camelus dromedarius (Arabian camel), 9035 nucleotides long. It is a transcript of the gene DCP1B, whose product is annotated as decapping mRNA 1B. NCBI's taxonomy places the organism in Eukaryota, Metazoa, Chordata, Mammalia, Artiodactyla, Camelidae. Gene Ontology annotation, cellular component: P-body. Gene Ontology annotation, molecular function: enzyme activator activity; mRNA binding. The transcript is spliced from 7 exons. The record is from RefSeq and is a predicted model, not a curated record. The coding region runs from base 7518 to 8894 and encodes 458 amino acids. Gene Ontology annotation, biological process: positive regulation of catalytic activity; deadenylation-independent decapping of nuclear-transcribed mRNA; deadenylation-dependent decapping of nuclear-transcribed mRNA.